This is a messenger RNA of Schistosoma margrebowiei, 1834 nucleotides long. NCBI's taxonomy places the organism in Eukaryota, Metazoa, Platyhelminthes, Trematoda, Strigeidida, Schistosomatidae. The record is from the annotation of a GenBank genome assembly.
UUUUAAUUCAAAAACUUUACAAGUAUAUAUUACUUAUUAAUAAGAAAUGAUCAUUACAAUUUUAUCUUUUGUUAAUAAAUAUUAUCAAUAUUUAUAUUAUAUUUAAUACAUUAAAUCUUUAUUUUUUUAUUUAAAAUUUUAAAAAAAACAUACUCAUCAUACACACAUGCACUUCAAUAAAACUACACACUAGUCACUAGGAGAAACAAAACAAGACAGAACACUAACCAAAGAUCAGGAAACAGAGAGAGGGGGGAGAGAGAAAUUGGAAACAAUGAAUAGUGUAAUUAAAUAUAUCAUAGUUGAUUUUUUUUGAUUAUUUAAAUAAUGAAACCAAAUAGUGCAUGUUGUUCUUUGUGUGUGUAUGUGUGUGUGUGAAAGAGAGAGGAGGAGGAAGAGAAGAAGAAAACAUCGAAAACGACGACAGCGACGACGACAACAACAUACAUACAUUAUAUCCUAACCUUAGGAGUUUUUUAUUUGUGCUGCACCAAAACACAUAAAUAUGCUUAUAAACAAAUAAAUUUCUUUAGUGUUAACAAUAAAUGUUAAAUAGAAGAUGAAUUUUUAAAAAAAAACCAUGGCAACGAAGUAAUUGUUGUAAAGAGGAGAUGAUAGAGGACAAUAUAUUGUAGGUUACUGUAGGUUAAAAGAAGUAAUAACAUAAAUAAUAUUAAACUUUGAUUCAAUAUAUAUAUGAUGAGAUGAUUAUGAAAGAUUCACUUUUACAAAUAUAAUAAUAAUAAUGGGAGGAAAAAUGUGCACUGACGUCACCAGGGUUAACAAUGAUCAGCAGUAAAAAGAUUGACGAUGGUGUUGACAGUAUCAACAACAACGACACUGCUUGGAAGAAGGAUUAGAAAUAAGCGGUCACCCAUUCAACACACACACAGAGAGAGAAAGAAAGAGAACCGAACACUUAUACAACCUAUCAUUUAAUUGAUUGAAAUAGAAGUAGGACAACUCAAUUAGGAAGACAUACAUAAACACGCACACAAGUAAACAAAAAAGAAAUAAGAUAUCUGAAAGUCGAAAUUCAAGGAGAAACCAUAAGCAGUAAUGUGGGGGGUUUUGUUUUCUCUUUGUUAGUCAACUAUAAUAGAACAUUAUUGUCCAUUACAUAAACAUGGUUUACAGAUGUUCUUUUUUUUCUAUAAAGAAAAACGAAGCGUCUAUCCAACAAGACUUGUACAACAGUAAUACCGAUGAUAAGAUCAAUUAGAGCAUAGAAGCAUCUACUCAUGUAUGCACAAAGCCGUACAGCACUAUUAACACACAACCGACAGUCAUGCGUACGCACACACACACACACACACGAACACACUUUUAUAUAUAUACACAUAAUUCAAUGAAUCAUAAACAUUGUGCGAUUUUGUAUUUAUUUUUCUUUUCUUUUCUUUAAAAUUACAACAAAAAAAAGAACCACCACAGAGAAGUAGUAGAAGUCAACGUUCAAAUGAAUGAAUGAAUGAAUAAAUAAAUCACUGAUCAAAGUAGUACAAUAAUAUCUGUAUAGUAAAUGGUACUACUACGAAUUGUACAGAAAUACAAUAAUAAUAAUAAUAAUAAUAAUAAUAAUAAUAAUAAUAAUAAUAAUAAUAAUAACAAUAAUAAUAAUAAUAAUAAUAAUAAUAAUAAUAAUAAUAAUAACAACAAUAAUAAUAAUAAUAAUAAUAAUAAUAAUAAUAAUAACAAUAAUAAUAAUAAUAAUAAUAAUAAUAAUAAUAAUAAUGACAAGAGGUUAAAACAAGUAAAUAAAGAAGUAAUAACAUCAAUUUUAUCGAUUAUAUUAUUAAAUAUUAUUGAUAAUAGUCAUAGAAGAAAUCGAAUAUAA